UCUACUGCCUAUACUUUCCCAACAUUUUUAUAUAACUUUCGGAGUGUCAGCGACACAUAAACAAAAUACAAAAUCAUAGCUUGUGCAAAAUUAGAUAUUCCCUUCCCACGCCUGCAACCUGUGCUGCAACUUUAAAUUUUCUGUAUUUUGGAUCAAGGUGAUCCAGACAUAGUAAACAAACAACAACAGCUGACACAGGGACAACAACAACAAUAACAGCGAACAACCUGUGCGCGUCUGAUUAAUAUUCCCGCUUAGAUAAAUUCAAUUGGCAGACAAGUAGCAUCAUGUCGAUCAGGAGAACCAUGUCCACAACGGCCUCGAAAGAGUGGCGGGAUUACUUUAUGAGCACCCACUUCUGGGGACCGGUCGCUAACUGGGGUAUUCCGGUCGCUGCUCUGGCCGACACACAGAAGAGUCCCAAGUUCAUCUCCGGAAAAAUGACUUUUGCUCUCACGCUCUAUUCGUGCAUCUUCAUGCGAUUUGCCUACAAGGUUCAACCCCGCAACUGGCUGCUCUUCGCCUGCCACGCCACCAACGCCACCGCCCAAUCGAUCCAGGGACUGCGCUUCCUCCACUACAAUUACGGCGCCAAGGAGCAGCAGGCGUAAAUAAUGCAGCCUUGCCUUGAGACACACUUCCCCCGAGAAUGACGCGCGAUGCCACAUCAAAUGUUUACCCAACAGCAGCAGCUAGCGUAAUUUACUGCCACCACACGCAACAAACAUCUAGCAAAUUGCACUGCCCCCGAUUGUAACCCAAGUGGUGGAGUAAUUGCCGUGAAGCACACCCGCACAAAUGGCUGAAUCUCGAAUCGCGAAUGUGUCGUGCCGCUGUCGUCGUUUUUCUGGGGCCAAAUCCCAAUUCCAAUUGAGUCUAUCCCAAACCUGUUGCGUUGCUACUUAGUUAAUUCCGUUUUGGCAGUCGCUCAAAAUUUGAAGUCGGUGCAAUUUUUAGUUUACGAAAAAAAUAAGUGUACAGAAUAUGGUUUAAUAAAAAAUGACAAAAUGUAA
Messenger RNA from Drosophila ficusphila, 1013 nucleotides. It is a transcript of the gene Mpc1, whose product is annotated as mitochondrial pyruvate carrier 1. The record is from RefSeq and is a predicted model, not a curated record. Gene Ontology annotation, cellular component: mitochondrial inner membrane. NCBI's taxonomy places the organism in Eukaryota, Metazoa, Arthropoda, Insecta, Diptera, Drosophilidae. The coding region runs from base 288 to 611 and encodes 107 amino acids. Gene Ontology annotation, biological process: pyruvate import into mitochondria. The transcript is spliced from 4 exons.